Penicillium antarcticum is the source of this 1290-nucleotide messenger RNA. RefSeq names its product putative salicylate hydroxylase. Lineage: Eukaryota; Fungi; Ascomycota; Eurotiomycetes; Eurotiales; Aspergillaceae. The transcript has 7 exons. The coding region runs from base 1 to 1290 and encodes 429 amino acids. The record is from RefSeq and is a predicted model, not a curated record. Gene Ontology annotation, biological process: secondary metabolite biosynthetic process. Gene Ontology annotation, molecular function: FAD binding; monooxygenase activity.
AUGGAUGUUCCACGGGCUCAUCUGUCUUUGGAGGUUAUCGUUGUCGGGGCCGGAAUCGGCGGUAUGGCAGCAGCUCUCACAUUAGGACUUCGAGGACACCAUGUCAUGAUUUUUGAAGCUGCCCCGAAGCUCAUGGAAGUGGGAGCUGGCAUUCAAGUCUCCCCAAACAUGCUCCGUCUCUUCGACCGAUGGGGCGUCUCGGACCUAAUUCACGCUCAAGAUGUAGCACUUGAGCACAUUCACGUCCGAAGAUGGGAAGACGGCUCCCUCCUCGGCACAAUGCCCGUGAAUAAAACCUACGGACAGCAAGUAGUAAUCCACCGGGCCGAUUUGCACAACGCCAUCAUCGACAAAGCACUGUCCCUGCCCAACGUGGAACUACGCGAGAACUCACAUGUCGCAGAUGUAUCCUUCGAUCCGGCCAGCGUGACGUUGGCAAACGGCACGGUUAUCAAAGGCGAUAUCGUGAUCGGAGCAGACGGAAUCAAAUCGACUAUCCGGGCUCAUCUCCUUGAUGAUUCAUCCUUAAAGGCUAUUCCUACUGGCGAUGCUGCGUAUCGGAUUAUGUUGCCGAGAGAGAUUAUGGAGAAAGAGCCUGAACUCAAGAGUCUUAUUGAUCAACCUGAGGCGACGCGUUGGCUUGGUCCUAAUCGGCAUAUUAUUGCGUAUCCCGUUCGCAAUCAUCAAUUAUAUAACGUUGUGCUGCUGCACCCUGACGUGCAAGGCUCUGAGGAGUCGUGGACCACUAAGGGGUCGAAACAGGCUAUGGUUGAUAACUAUGAUGGGUGGGAUAGCAAGGUGCGGAAACUUAUCGAUCUCGUUAAUGAUAAUGAGGUUUUGGAGUGGAAGUUGUGUUUGCAUCGGCCGUUAAGGACUUGGAUACGGGGGUCUGUUGCUUUGAUUGGUGAUGCUUGUCAUCCGAUGCUUCCAUAUGUCGCCCAAGGCGCUGCUCAAGCUGUCGAAGAUGCUGCUGCUCUGGGUAUCCUUCUCUCGAAUAUUACAUCACGGGCUGAGAUCCCAUUGGCAUUGAGUGCAUAUGAACGAUCUCGCAAACAGCGCGCCGAGACGGUUCAGCAGUCCGGUUCUGAGAACCGUAUCACGUUACACCUACCAGAUGGACCUGAGCAGGUCGCCCGUGAUGCGCAGUUCCUUGCAUCUGCUAACGGCGAAAAUCCUGAUAAAUGGUCGGAUCGCAGGACACAGGAGUUCCUUUGGGGCUGGGAUGCUGAGAAGGCUGCUUUGGCUACUUGGGAUGAACUUGAGCUGGGGAAGGCUCGAGCAAAUCUUUGA